UGUGAGAGUAAAGUGGUGUUGAGGAGGCAGGGAGGAGAGAGUAGCCUGGCAGGCGCUGGCUCAUCUACCUCACUACUCACUAUAUUCACCCUCAUCUCCACCACCAUCAUACCAUGGCUGUCUUCAGGAGCGCAGCGGCCAGACUGUUGAGCAUUCCACAGAAAGCAUGUCCUCUAGCUGCAGUGACCACCAGAGCUCCAUACUCUACAGAGAGUACGGAUCUGCGGGAAGUUAUGGCACAAAAGGUCCCACUUGUUCAGGAACAAGUAAAGGCCUUCCGUAAGAAACAUGGCGACACCAAGAUUGGAGAGAUAACUGUUGAUAUGAUGUAUGGUGGUAUGCGAGGCAUGAAGGGAUUAGUGACUGAAACUUCUGUGCUGGACCCCGAGGAGGGUAUUAGAUUCCGUGGCUACUCUAUUCCAGAGUGCCAGAAACUCUUGCCAACUGCUGAAGGUGGGGCUGAACCUUUGCCAGAAGGUCUCUUCUGGCUUCUCUGUACUGGGGACAUACCAACUAAAGCUCAGGCUGCCUCUUUAUCAAAGGAUUGGGCCAAUAGAGCUGACCUACCCCCUCAUGUCGUAAACAUGCUGAACAAUUUUCCAUCUAACCUACAUCCUAUGGCCCAGUUCUCAGCAGCCAUCACAGCUCUGAAUUCUGAAAGCAAAUUUGCAAAAGGAUAUAGUGAAGGUGUGCCGAAGUCAAAAUACUGGGAGCUCUGCUUUGAAGACUCUCUCAACUUGAUUUCCAAACUGCCUACGGUAGCUGCUACAAUUUACCGUAAUCUGUAUAGAGAUGGAACAAGUAUUGGAGCCAUUGAUCCUUCCAAAGACUGGUCAGCCAACUUUACUGCAAUGCUGGGCUAUGAUGACCCUCAGUUUACAGAGCUCAUGCGUCUCUACCUUACAAUCCACAGUGACCACGAGGGAGGAAACGUUUCUGCACAUGCUACUCACCUUGUGGGAUCUGCUCUAUCUGACCCAUACCUCUCAUUUGCUGCUGGCAUGAAUGGCCUUGCUGGACCUCUUCAUGGUUUGGCAAACCAAGAGGUUCUUAUGUGGCUCACGAAGCUGCGUGCUGAGAUUGGAGAUGAUAUAACUGAAGAGCAACUGAAAGAGUUUAUCUGGAAGACUCUAAAAUCUGGUCAAGUUGUUCCAGGCUAUGGUCAUGCAGUUUUGCGUAAAACUGACCCUCGUUAUACAUGUCAACGAGAGUUUGCUCUAAAACAUCUUCCUGAUGACAAGUUGUUUAAGCUUGUUUCCAAGUUGUACAAUGUUGUGCCCCCAAUUCUUACUGAACUUGGCAAGGUAAAGAACCCUUGGCCAAAUGUGGAUGCUCAUUCUGGAGUGCUGCUACAGUAUUAUGGAAUGACAGAGAUGAAUUACUACACAGUGCUUUUCGGAGUCUCUCGAGCCUUGGGAGUAUUGUCUUCACUGGUGUGGGAUCGUGCACUUGGCCUCCCUAUCGAAAGACCAAAGUCUAUGAGCACAGAAGGAUUGAAGAAAUUAGUUGAUGCCGCAGCUGCUCCGGGAGCUUAGUGUACUGUAUACACUUGUCAGGACUUUCAUUUUUACUUGCGUGCACUCUACAUCUUUUUAUAAAAUUAUUUCAUGUGAAUGAAUUAGUUUUAGUAGAGCAGUGCAAAAUCUGAAGAUUCUGACUGAAGGCAUUGGGUUAGUAAAGAUGAACAAAUGUACAGACAUCUUGCACCAUUUAAAACAUAACUAGUAAAAUUUAUCAAACUUUCAUGUAUUUUGCCCACUUUUCCCAAAGUUUUUCAAAAUUCACUUAUAAAUAAAAUCUUUUCAUGAACAGUGUAAAAAAAAAAAACAUUUUGGGAAAAGGCUUUAUUUUUUUUUUUUUUUUUUUCUCCAAAGAAGUGUUCUGUAAGAGGAAGGGAAAAUGCUACUUAAAACUGACGUGCAUAAGUAAAGUGUAUUUAAAGGGUAUUUUUACUAACGUGUAAAUUUAGGAACAAACAGGUGACACAGCUUGUGAGCAAAUGUCUUAUUUAAUUUUAUUUAUUAUUUAUUUUAGUUGAUGUUUUGACACGAAUUGUUUAGUUUCAUAUUUUGAAUUCCAAGGUACAUCAGUUCGUUUCACAAUUCAUAUAUAUAUAUAUUUUUUUUUUUUUUUUUUUUUUUUGUGUGUGUGGCAUCUGCUGCAUCUUGUACCCAGUCUAAGGCUUCAUACUGGGUGUUGGUCUGUAAAUAGCUUACCUGUUAUUAACAGAAACCAAACCUGAUAAAUAGACUUAAACAGCUUGUGCUCGAUAUGAAGCAUUAUGCAGGUUUUGUGCAGUAAGUUGUCACUGACUUUUUUUUUUUUUUGUUUGGGGAGGGGACUGCAUCUUUGUGUUAAUAUUAGAUGUAAAUACUGUACAUGUAUAUUAUGGUAGGUGUGACAGAACUACCUGGUAAUGUAAGGAGUACAAAAAAUAAAAAUGUUUUAGCAAA
Messenger RNA from Cherax quadricarinatus, 2453 nucleotides. RefSeq names its product citrate synthase (gene kdn). Gene Ontology annotation, biological process: citrate metabolic process; carbohydrate metabolic process; tricarboxylic acid cycle. Gene Ontology annotation, cellular component: mitochondrial matrix. NCBI's taxonomy places the organism in Eukaryota, Metazoa, Arthropoda, Malacostraca, Decapoda, Parastacidae. The record is from RefSeq and is a predicted model, not a curated record.